Mizuhopecten yessoensis (Yesso scallop) is the source of this 2976-nucleotide messenger RNA. Its product is annotated as serine/threonine-protein kinase Nek6-like. The record is from RefSeq and is a predicted model, not a curated record. The coding region runs from base 208 to 1467 and encodes 419 amino acids. Gene Ontology annotation, molecular function: protein kinase activity; ATP binding. The transcript is spliced from 10 exons. NCBI's taxonomy places the organism in Eukaryota, Metazoa, Mollusca, Bivalvia, Pectinida, Pectinidae. Gene Ontology annotation, biological process: protein phosphorylation.
AUUGGCAGGUAUCCACGUUUGAGCGUGGAGUCAUUUUAACAUUUAUAUUGUGCACAAAACGACCUGGCAAACUCACCUCCUCCGAGAUAUGGGCCUUACAUUGAAGUUAAGCAGAUCGGCCAAGGGACUUUACAGAAGAGUACACAGUAUAGAAGGAACAACAAUCCGGUGGGAUAAUCCGGUGGGAUCUCAAGCGGACAGAACAACAUGGCGGCAUCACUUCGACGGAGAUACGGUCCCUACGUUGAAUAUGAGCAGAUCGGCCAAGGGACUUUCGGAGUAGUGUACAAGGUGACUAAGGAGCAACAAUCUGGCGCGACCUCAAGCGGACAGUUUUACGCCUUAAAAAUCGUUGAGCUAGCGGUAGGUCAAGAGAGUCGGGAACGAGAACUGGUCAACAGAGAGGAAGAAAUUCUGAAAUCAGCAAAACAUCAUAAUGUUGUUCGCUUUGUGGACUCUUUCAUAGAUGGGAAACGGGUAUGUCUGAUUAUGGAAUACUGCUCAGAAGGAACCCUAUAUGCGUACAUCAGGAAGCGAGAAUCUAAGAUGUCAGAGGAUAUGUUCGUCAACUUUCUCAAACAAAUAGCUGACGGUUUGAAGUACCUUCACCGGAAAAAAGUUCUACAUCGUGAUAUCAAGACAAAAAACAUUUUGUUGACAGCGGGACACAUAAUCAAAAUAAGCGACUUCGGCAUAUCAAGGAUUACCGACUUCGUCGACCCGUCAAAACACUCAAUAAGAAUAGGAACACCACGGUAUAUGAGUCCAGAAGUACUGAAGAAAGAGGAAUAUGGACAGAAGACAGAUAUUUGGAGUCUCGGAUGUACUGCUUAUGAGAUGGCUGAAAUGCACUUUGCGUUUUCUUCUGACAGAGAAAGAAAAGCCGUCAAUAAUAUAAAGAACCACAAGCUGCCAAAUUUUGAUGGAAUCAAGUACUGCAGUCGCAUAAUAGAUCUGAUGAAAUCCAUGUUCAACAUAGAUCCUGAUGACAGACCAUCUGCAAAAAAGAUACUGAAAACACUGUCAGGCCAUGAAUGUACCGACCUGUCACUGCCGGCAUCACUAACCAAGAUGGGAGCUGAACCCGCAAAGAAAGAUCAAACUCCGGAGGACAAUGCCACUACAGAAUAUUAUUUUCUACAGGCAGCGAGGAAGGAAUCUACCAGCACACCGUAUCAGCAACCUAGAGAUAACCUUGAAGCAGCUUCAACCGAAAUUCAAAAACUUCUCGUCAUGAAACUUAACUGUCCUAAAGCUGUCGAUAUUGUGGCAAAAGUGAAGAAAAACUUCAAGGAGGGAAUGGCACAGAAGGACAUACUGACAAAACAUCAAGGAAACAUUGCAAGUGACAAAAUGGAGAUAAUUCGGUCCCUGUGUGUGGCCUUACAGGGAACAGAACAGGCGCUUGAUGCCCUUAAGGAAGCAAAGGAAAACGCUGAAUCCUCCCUUACUGGGUCCACCGAUUAAUAUGAUUGACAACGAUGAGGGCGCUCUUACUGGGUCCAUCUAUCAACUUACAUGACAACGAUAAGGGCUCCCUUAAUUGGUUUAUUGAUGAGCAUGAAUGACAACGAUGAGGGUGUCCUUACAAGGUAAAAUGAUAACUUGAAUGACAAUACCGUGGGCACCCUUACACGGUCUAUUGACGAACUUGAAUGAAUAUGCUGAGAACGCCCUUACCCGGUUAUUAUGGCAAUGCUGAUGGCGCCUUUGCAAAGUAUAUUAAUGAACUUAAGUUGUAUUGUUGAAGGCGCCCUUACUCAGUCUAUUUAUGAAUUUGAAUACCAAUGGUGAUGGCGCACUGACAGUAUCUAUUGAUGAACUAACAUGACAAUGCUGAGGGCACCCUUACUUGGUAUAUUUAUGAAUUAGAAUGACAAUGCUGAGGGCGCCCUUACUUGGUAUAUUUAUGAAUUAGAAUGACAAUGCUGAGGGUGCCCUUACUGGGUCUUUUGAUGAACCCGAAUGACAUUGCUGAGGGCGCCCGUGAUAAAAUUUAACUGACAGCCCCGAUACAUUCCGAUCUUAGUCCUCCAAUUAAUUUAAAGCGUUGAGGUGUCACAUACAUGGAACACUGAUAUUAAAUGUAAUGAUAGCAUAACUUUACAAUGUUAAGGCAACUACACAUCAUUUCUAUUAGUUCCCGUUAUAGAUUUAAAUCAGACGAUUUAAUGGUGUGGAAUUUGUUUGUUAUUGUUGUGUGAUCUUUAACAAAGAUUCCAAUAUGUUUGAGAAACUUACAUAAAAUAUUACGCUUAUCAAAUAAUUCCUUUUGAAAAAAUAUAUAACCUAAUAUAAGAUAGUUGCUACCUAGAGGCGAACGCUUAAUCAAAUUAUACUGAAUACAUUUCAAUAUAUUGAUUAAAAUAGUGUAACCACCUGAUAAAGCCGCUUGUACAUCAUAUAAAUCAAUGGAAUAGACAUGUACAUGUAUCCCUAUGCAAUGUAGUAUGGACCAUACUUUUAAUUCGUACCAUAAUAACUAUAUGCGUUACGGUAUGUAAUGUUAAAGAGGACGUUAGCCGAUUUAAUCAUAUAUACCAAUGUAACAGGAAAGGAAAAAAUGCACGGCGACACCGGGGUUCGAACCCGGGACUCUCCGAACUCUAGACGGACGCUCUGCAAAUUGAGCUAUCUAGUCGCCGACGAUCGACCCAGUCCUGUUUCGCUACAUUCCUCACUCCUUUUUCUAAGUCUUACAUUAGAGUUAUUUGAUUAGUACAAUACAUAUACGAUAUAGAUCAAUUUGACUUUUCAUGAUAUUCGCGGGAUUGCCAGUUCGAAUCCGAGUUUGUAGACUUUACGAAAAUGGGAAAAAAAUACAACCUUCAACCCUACUCCUGACAUAUAAGUAUCUUGCGUAAUGUUGCUCUUUUACAUGGACCCAAGACUGGAUUUCUUACACACAAACAAUAUGAUACUUUUCUAUGAUAAUAGUGUUGUUAUUGUUACAACCUGAUCUUAUUCUGAAUUUGA